Molecule: messenger RNA, 1673 nt
Organism: Elgaria multicarinata webbii
Lineage: Eukaryota; Metazoa; Chordata; Lepidosauria; Squamata; Anguidae
Gene: VMA21
Product: vacuolar ATPase assembly factor VMA21
Exons: 3
Coding region: 63-371 (102 amino acids)
Biological process (GO): vacuolar proton-transporting V-type ATPase complex assembly
Cellular component (GO): endoplasmic reticulum membrane
Source: RefSeq, a predicted model, not a curated record
GCCCCUUUCUGCGCGUCGCUGGGUGCCCGAGGAGUCGCUUCGCUUCGCUUCGCUUCCCCGCCAUGGAGCGCUACGACAAGGCGGACUUGAACGCCUUCUCCUCCGCCGCCGAAGCCAGAAAUGAAGGUUCAUUGGCCUCAACUCUAAGGACACUCCUCUUCUUCACAGCGUUGAUGAUUAUGUUGCCGAUUGGACUGUAUUUCUCAUCAAAAGCAUAUGUAUUUGAAGGCUUCUUUGGAAUGUCCAACAGAGACAGCUAUUUUUAUGCUGCUAUCGUUGCUGUGGUCGCUGUUCAUGUUGUACUUGCUCUUUUUGUCUACGUAGCGUGGAAUGAAGGCUCCCGACAGUGGCGGGAAGGCAAGCAGGACUAAAGGCGGUGUUGCCACUUGACGGUCAAGGGAAGACUUGCAGGUGUAGCACAGGCACAGAGUGUGAAGUCUAAGGGUUUAGGCUAAAGCUCUAAGUUCAGCAAGUCUGUGUUUGGAUGGAACAACCCUGGGGUGCAUCUGCUCUCAUUCCCAGAAAAUGUCUUAAUGGCAGCUUCAAAACGGUCAUGAGCCUCAAAACUUGACAGGGUUGAGAAGAUCACACAGUGGAGCAAGAGAGAAUACCCGAAGGGGAAUGUUCGUAACCUUUCUGCUCUCAGGAGACUUUUUCCUUGCGUAGUCACCUGUCAAGGACUAUUUUGAAAUACGCCUCUAUAUAAUUCAUAAAGCAAAACUUGAGAAUUUCUGAGCCUCCAGUAAUAGUCUGGGUCAUAAAUGGAUGAAGUUAAUGUGAAAUCGAUUUGAUUCUAGUGUCUUCUAGGUGCGCCGUGCCCCCCCCCCCCCGCCCAAUUUUAGGACCCUUGACUGAUGCUGGGCUGCAUCUUAUGAUUAAGAAACACAAAUGUUUGGGAGUACCACUUAGCCUUUUCAGUGGAGGAGCAAUGAUGAGGUAUGUCCCAUCCAUGAGAUUCCCUUAGUCUGUUUCCAACAUAUUUCUGUGUGGUGGCUUUCAACCUAAGAUGUCUUUCCCUGCAAAGUAUACCGUUUGCCAAGUGCUAUGAUCUUGAAAUCGUAUCAUUCUGUUGCUCGUUUCCAAGAAACACUUUCCCUCAAUGAUGGAACAUCUUGCUUAAUUUCUCAAGACAUGAUAAACAUAUCGCCGCCAGUAAUAUUUACAUAAAUCAUGGUAAUCCUGUCAGACAAUCCAAAAAUGUCUGGGCAUUGUGUAUUGAGCAUUAACGGUUUGUUUUAAAAGUUUUCCUUGAUUUGCGCUGACCUCCUGGAUCUUUGGAAUGGUCUCAUUUCACUCUUGUCACCUUUCCCAACGUCUUACAAAGAAAAGAGUCCGAUGCCGGCUGAUGCAGUAUUGCUUCUGUUCAGCGUUGCUGCCUCAACUAGGAUCCUCGUGACUAAAUGGACUUGUAAUAUUGCUUCUUGUGCUUCUGCAAUCAUGGGCAAAAUGUAUUGGGGUGGAUGAGAAACCGAAAGCAGUUGUAAUCGAAUCCCUGAAUUCAACUUGAACAAAACAAGUAACAAGCUUUUAAUUUUGUUUGCUGUUAAUGUCUGUUUAACAUUGGGGGGGGGGGGGGUUGUGUGUGAAAUCAUGGAAAAAGCCUUCCCCCACUUUCAUGAAUGAGAGUUGGGGCACUCCAAAGGAUUCCUCACACAAAAGCUCAGUUGAAAUGA